This is a messenger RNA of Sinocyclocheilus anshuiensis, 1302 nucleotides long. RefSeq names its product fish-egg lectin. The transcript has 6 exons. The record is from RefSeq and is a predicted model, not a curated record. The coding region runs from base 385 to 1155 and encodes 256 amino acids. Lineage: Eukaryota; Metazoa; Chordata; Actinopteri; Cypriniformes; Cyprinidae.
ACGUCUUUGACCCAUGUAUAUAUAUAUAUUACAUUCCCAUGUAUUUGUGCCCAUCUCUGUUUAUAUUUUAUCAAACGUGCUGGAGCACUCAACUUGUUUGGUGUCAUAUUUUAGAGACAUGAGAAAAGUCAACAGAGAAGUUAAGAAAGCAGAGAUCCAGAAAAACAAGUUCCUGAUCGUCACUUAAUUUUCAUAAUGCCUAGUAAAUUUUCCCCCAGUCUAAUCAGGAAACUAAUUUUCGGCUAUAUAAGUUCUUACUCAACAACAUGUACACACUGAAUGCAAGUUUCUAGAACCUACAUCUCACAAGAGGAGAAUCCCCACUGACUGCUGAAUCUUGAACUAACAAGAUAAGGUCCAAAUAACAAACUGUGUUGUGGAGCAAUGAAGGUUUAUCAGAGCGUCCUGCUACUCUUCUGCUGCCAGUUCCUUCACACUCUGGCUUUCGACUGUACUGUGAUGAGCAGUAACCUGAAGCAGAUAGACGCUGGGUCUGGCUCAGUAGUUGGAGUGAACAAUCUUAAUGAAGUGUUCAUCCUGAUUGAUAACGUCUUCACAAAGAUCAGCAUGUCUCUAAAUCACGUCAGUGUUGGUCCUGCUGGUCAGCUGGGGGUUAAUACAGCAAACAACAUCUUCAAGUUUCAGAGUGGCAACUUUAUUCAGUUUCCAGGGCUUCUCAAACAGGUGGAUGCUGGAGGUGAUCAGAUCAUUGCAGGUGUCAAUAUGAAUGAUGACAUAUUCUGUAUAAAUAUGGAUGCUAACAACAAAUGGCCAUCCAGCACCACUCCUUGGGUUCAAAUUAAUGGAAAGCUGAAGUAUUACAGCUGUGGCCCGUACAGCUGUUGGGGAGUGAACAGCAAUGAAUAUAUCUUCAUCAUAAGGGAUGUGUCUAAUAAUGUCUGUUCUGGGUCCGGCGUCUUUGUGAAUAUUCCUGGACUUCUGUCCAUGAUUGAAGUAGCAACUGAUGGCAGCGUCUUUGGUGUCAACUAUCAAGGGAACUUAUACCAAAGAACUGGAGUCACUCGCUCCAACUCUGUUGGCACAGACUGGAUCUCAAUGGUUGCCUGUCCCAUUGGCCACAAGCAUGUGAGCUUUGACCUGGGAGUGCUGUGGGUCGUGUGUGUUGAUGGCUCCAUCCGUAAAUGUACUUUAUAAUCUGUCACUGCAGCUACAGAGGAGCUCAAUCAUUAACAGAAACCUCAAAGUAAUCAGUCAUUAUUAACAGAAAACUAAAAGCUUGAUUAUACUUUUUUUUCUUCUUUUGCUUGCUGUUGAAUGAAUAAAGCAUUAUGAAAGCAUCUA